AUGACUGUAGCCGAAAGAGAAGUUGCAAUUCCCAAGUUCGAAGCCGUCAUCAUCGGUGGGGAAAUAAAGCUCGUGUGCAGAUCUUGUAGGUGGAGAAGGACAUACACGGUGGAAGAGGAGGAGAUCGCGGCGGUGUCGGCGGAGGACAAGCUCGCACUCUUACUGUCAGAAAACCCCGCUAAAUUUCUUUCUCUGUCCAAUCGCGCCGCCGAGAAAAGCCGGCAGACGAUCAAAGGCCAGCGGAAUGUUCGCAACCACGCUCAUCAGUUACACAUGAAGGCCGUCCGUUUUCUGGCCAAAACCAAGAUUCUAAUUCCACUACUUUCAUCGCAUCAAAGGUUCGUCCCCUUCUCUUCGUAUCCGGCCACCGCCGCCACGAACCCUAGGUUUCGUAACUCCUUCUUCGACGAAUCCGAAGGCAGUAGCGCAGUCUACAAGCACGCCCUCAAGUUCCAGCGCCCGACCACCAUCAGAUGGCAAGAUCGCCUUUUUAACUCCGCCAGCUUUAUCGGCACCGUCGUUCGACCCGUCGAGGCGCUAAACGCUGCCGAGAACGGGAAUCUUUGCGCUUACACCGUUCUCAGCGUUAGUCUCCCCCAUCAAUCAAGAGGAGGCUUUAGGAUAUUGCUGAAAGUGCAGGGCGAGAUGGCGGAAAUGUGUUUCAAACAUUUGAAAGAGAAUGAUCUGGUUUAUGUUUCAGGUCGACUUUUUACUUCCACUAAGGCUGAUGAGAACGGGAGCCUCAGAUUACUCUACAAGGUACUAGUGAAGGAGUUGAAUUAUGUAACACAAAGACGUGAUCCAAUUUCUCAAAAGUAUGAAGAACCAGAAUCUGCUGAAGGUAGAGCAGCUCGUUUGGAAAAGUGGAGGGAUCGUCUACACUUGUGGCAAGUGUUUUUCAGCAACCCAUAUGAAUGGUGGGAUAACAGGAAACAGAAGUUGUAUCCAGGAAGCCCCGAUUUCAAGCACAAGGAUACUGGUGAAGCUCUCUGGUUGAGCCCAAAUGAUCCGCCAUGGAUUAAGAAACAACUCCAACUGCUUGAUUUAGAAAUGGGCCUAGGUGAACCGGUAGGUUGCCGAGCUUGUCUUUCCAAGUGGGAAUAUGAUGCGUAGGGAGGACAAGCAUUAGAAGAAAGGGUGGUGGUAAUACAGACUUGGUGCAUGAUUUUUAAGUCAUUGUGUUUCCCUCACUAAUACUGCUUAACUGCGUAUUGGUUUUCUAUAGGGUUGAGAUUUCUUACAUAGUCUCAAAUUAGGAGGACUAUAGUAAUGGCAUCAAAAUACUUGGCAAUGUCUGUCUAGGCCAGUUUCUCAGAUAGAGGAACUCUGCUUCAGAUUCUGUAAAUCAGGUUUCUUUACUUGUCAGCUAAUUGUGCAAAAUAAAUAAUUGUAUUGGGUAGAAAUUACUUGGCAGUAUUUUCGAAAGCCAUGUAUAAUACAGAAGACAAAAUAUUAUGCCGCAAUUCCAUUACCUGUUUAUA
Messenger RNA from Morus notabilis, 1481 nucleotides. RefSeq names its product protein OSB1, mitochondrial. The record is from RefSeq and is a predicted model, not a curated record. Gene Ontology annotation, cellular component: mitochondrial nucleoid. Gene Ontology annotation, biological process: mitochondrial DNA replication; positive regulation of helicase activity. NCBI's taxonomy places the organism in Eukaryota, Viridiplantae, Streptophyta, Magnoliopsida, Rosales, Moraceae. The coding region runs from base 1 to 1113 and encodes 370 amino acids. Gene Ontology annotation, molecular function: single-stranded DNA binding. The transcript has 5 exons.